AUGACGAAGCGUUCGCGCGAGCGAGAGGGCCAUCUGUACGGGGGCCACGGCGAUCGGUAUCGCGACAGGUAUCGCGAUGAGCGGUAUCGCAGCAGCAGUCGGCCCCGACACACUGGCUUUGAUGGCGUCAGCCGUUCGCACUACGCCAAUCGUGACGGCUACCGCUCCAACGGUGGCGGCGGCUGGGGCAGUAAGCCACCGGCGGCAGCGCAGCAGCCCGAUGGGUCGGACGACGGCUGCUACUCUCCGGGCGCGUCUGACGGGGAGGACCCCAACCCGUUCGAGACGCUCAAGCCUGCCCUUUGCAAGUAUGUCGCCGCGAGUUCGCAGAGCCGGCAGCGACAGCAGCCGAUCCUGUGCCCGCUCACAGCGCGAGGCCUCCCAAAGCUCGAGGAGUAUCUGGGCAAGCGGUACCAGCCGAUGGCCAAGGCACUCGGCUGGCCCGAGCACCCCUCGAACGCGCAGAGGUGCAUGGAAGGGCACGCGCCUUGCAGAUCCCAGCCGUGCAAAAACUGGGGCGCGCUCCAGCAGCACGCCGACAAGCGGUUCGGCGCAAAGGUGGACGCGCAUGCGUUCGACGCCACCGUUCCCUGGCCGCCGCUGCUGCAUAUCAGCGGCCUGCCGGGGGAGCUCAACUCGUCGAACCUGCUGCUGCAGAGCUUCGGGAAGCAAGGCGUCAAGGACGCGCACCCGAUCUACCUGGGGCCCUUUACGGGGCGGGCCGUCCUCGUCUUCGAGAAGGACCACUCCGGCUGGGAGAGGGCGAAGGCUUUCCUCGAUACGUGCGGCAUGGACCGGGACGAGGUGGUGCGCCUGCGCGGGGAGGGCAAGACCGAGGAGGCGGCGGCGAAGGAGAAGGCGCUGAUCAAGUCGGAGUGGGUGCAGGAGCACGUGUACAACGGGCGGUGGAAGAACGAGCAGUGGGCGAAGAAGAAGCUGUUCCGCACGGUGGUGGUCUUCCGGCGGAAGAACGAGCUCGAGCAGGAGGUGGCGGAGGCGAAGAGGAUGCAGAGGGAGGAGCAGGCCCGGCUCCUGCUGCGCUCGGUGCAGGAGGCGGAGAAGGAGAGGAAGCUGCGCGAGGAGGAGGCGGCCAACGCGCAGCUGCUCAAGGACCAGUACGCCGAGCGGUGA
Messenger RNA from Emiliania huxleyi CCMP1516, 1131 nucleotides. RefSeq lists its product as hypothetical. The transcript has 3 exons. Bases 1 to 1131 code for a protein of 376 amino acids. Lineage: Eukaryota; Haptophyta; Isochrysidales; Noelaerhabdaceae. The record is from RefSeq and is a predicted model, not a curated record.